Messenger RNA from Brassica napus (rape), 1241 nucleotides. RefSeq lists its product as uncharacterized. Gene Ontology annotation, molecular function: oxidoreductase activity, acting on the CH-CH group of donors. Gene Ontology annotation, cellular component: membrane. The record is from RefSeq and is a predicted model, not a curated record. Gene Ontology annotation, biological process: lipid metabolic process. Bases 207 to 938 code for a protein of 243 amino acids. The transcript has 7 exons. Lineage: Eukaryota; Viridiplantae; Streptophyta; Magnoliopsida; Brassicales; Brassicaceae.
GAGUGUAUGUUCUGAGAGGUCAAUGAAAGCUAGUCUUUUCUGGUGUACUGCUGAUAAGUAAAAAAAAAAACGGCACGCUGUUUUGUUCGCAGCCACACAAUGUUAAAAAAAACGGCGACUUUUCUUAAAAGAGGAUAACGAAUCGCUUCUCUUCUAUCCAUUUUUCUUCUUUUUUUUUUCUUUACAUUUUUUUCUCGUUGGAUAGAAUGGGAACGGUGCUAGAUUCGCAUUUCCUGGCUCUCACUGCCAUUGUUACCGUGGUUUACCAGUUCAUAUUCUUCGUAAUCACUGCUCUUUUCAAGAUCGAUCAAGUCACUGACUUUGCAGGUAGCACAAACUUCGUUAUACUUGCUGUACUCACUCUCGUUCUUAACGCCACGUGGCAUUUUCGCCAGGUAGUCCUGACACUGCUAGUUGUGGUAUGGGGUCUUCGCUUGGGAACAUUUCUUCUAAUGAGAAUCUUGCAAUGGGGAGAAGAUCGACGCUUUGACGAAAUGCGUCAAAACUUGGUGAAAUUAAUAAUUUUCUGGACUUUUCAGGCCGUGUGGGUUUGGACCGUGAGCUUACCUCUAACCGUCGUUAACGCUAGUGAUGGUGGAGGAUCUCUUAAACCCGCAGAUGUUAUCGGGUGGACAAUGUGGGGUUUCGGUUUCUUGAUUGAAGCUGCAGCUGAUCAACAGAAGCUCUCUUUUAAAAACGCUCCAGAGAACAGAGGUAAAUGGUGUGAUGCUGGUUUGUGGAAGUAUUCAAGACAUCCAAACUACUUUGGUGAGAUGUUACUUUGGUGGGGAAUCUUUGUGGCUGCAUCGCCUGUUCUAGAAGGUGCUGAGUAUCUUGUCGUAAUGGGACCAGUCUUUCUCACCUUGUUACUUCUAUUCGUCAGCGGCAUACCAUUACUUGAGGUUCUCUCUCUUUCACUACUUGAGACCAUUUUAUGAAUCUCAUAUGGCUGAGUUGAAUCGGUCUAGGCGCAAAUUAGCAUCCUUUAGUUGAAUGCAAGUUACAUGACUAAAGGAAAAACGAAAUCUGUCAACCGAUUUUAAGUGGUGAGAUGGAGACAUCAGAUGAUUGUACCAUUAUUUGAACUACGAAAGUGAUAUUUCACGUGUUUCACUGCCAGAUCUUAUCUGUGUAUAUGUGUAUAUGCUAAGAUAAAUUGACAUACACCAUGCCUUACGUCUCAUGUACAGAUAUACAAGUUUGAGUCGGUUUUACUUCAUAAUUACUUAACUAGUUAAUUA